Chlamydomonas reinhardtii is the source of this 1993-nucleotide messenger RNA. RefSeq lists its product as uncharacterized. Bases 267 to 1688 code for a protein of 473 amino acids. The record is from RefSeq and is a predicted model, not a curated record. The transcript is spliced from 12 exons. NCBI's taxonomy places the organism in Eukaryota, Viridiplantae, Chlorophyta, Chlorophyceae, Chlamydomonadales, Chlamydomonadaceae.
CACGCAGCUUCAGACACUGUCAGAAUCCUGCAGUCGCCAAGCAAAGGUUCCGUUAAAAGCAAGCCUCGCAUCGCUUUCGUUGCAAGCCCUUUCCGAACUUUGACCACGCCUCGGCGCCUCGCACCUGCGAAGCUAAAGCCUGCCUCAAGUAUUUGUUAGAGCGCGGAAGAUCUGCGAAAUCUGUGCGGGCUCAAGCUCGACACCCUCAAAUUCUGGGCGGUGCUUUUGGUUUCGGAGGUGCAAUUCAGGCCCGCCAACACGCUCAAAUGGCAGCCUACGGACUGGGUCACCAUAUGGACCUGCGCGUCAGCCACACCAGGCCGAGCCAGACGCAGCGCAUGCUGCCGCAUGUCGCACAUGAGCGCCAGCCACAAGCAGCCCUGCACACAUCAGGACUGCGCAGCUCAUCGACACGCGGAGCAGCAACACCCCGCGCGCUUGCACCGAGCUCGGCCCGGCCCCGCCUGGCUCCUUGUCGGUCCGCAGUGAUGGACGCGCCGGCGCCGGCCGCCGCGGGCGCCCCCGCCCUGGCGGACAUACCGCUGGCCUCUGUCAUCAACACCUCGGGCAUGAUCCUGCCGGAGACGCCGGAGGGCGCCCGCGGCGCCGUGUACGCCAUCUACGACGAGAAGCAGAAGCUGCAGUACGUGGGCACCACCACCGACCUGAGGAACGCGCUGCGGGCGGCGCUGGGCCGCCGCCCCGAGAAGACCCACUACUACAAGGCCGCGCACCUGCCGACCGCUGACACGCCGGCGCUGCAGGCGGUCCGUGACGCCUGGUUCUCCGAGUGCGGCGGCCAGCCCAACGGCAACCGGCUGGCCAUCGAGCGCACCAUGUGGCAGCAGCCCGUGGACGCCGGCGCCAUCAGCGAGCGCGGCCGCAAGGGCGCGGCGGAGGAGAAGGCGCGGCAGCUGCAGGCCACACUGCGCGACCGCGGCUGCAAGGAGGACUUCACGCCCAACCCCACGCUGCUGCUGGAGGGGCAGGUGGAGUUCCUGGCCGCGCGCAACCUGAGCGACGAGGAGAUGGCGGCGGAGCGGGAGGCGGAGGCGGAGCGCAUGCGCGGCCGCCGCAGCUGCAGCUGCCUGGUGGACGGACAGGAGCGCACGUUCCACACCAACUACCUGCUCAAGCACGUGACUGCGGGCGGGCACCUGAUGGACCUGUCGGUGCUGUUCGACGGCCGCGAGACCAACCACCGCAUCAUCGUGGGCCGCGAGUACUACGAGCCGUUUGGCCUGACGCCCGAGGCGGCGUGCGAGGCGGCCAUCGCGCUGCUGCUCAGGGCCAAGGUCGCCCGCGCGACCGAGGGCAUGCUGAUGAGCAGCCAGUUCCCGGUCAACUACUUUGCGCUGGGCCAGGUGGAGCAGUGGUUCGGCGAGGAGUUCCGCGCAGAGUUCGAGCGGCUCAGCGGCGGCGUGCAGCUGCAGGACGGCACCGGCAACUCGUGGCGCUUCAACCGCAUCCACGACUACGGCGCCAUGCGCAACGAGACGGCCGAGCAGCUGAGUGUGGCGCUGGGCAACGCCGACAGCCGGCAGGUGGCGGCGGAGGUGGCGGCGGCGCUGGCGGAGAACCUGGCGGAGGCGGCGGCGGCGGCGCGCAGCCGGGAGGGGCUGGCGCCGAAGGAGCGGGAGGAGGAGGAGCUGCCGCAGGGCCGCGGCAUCCUGGACCGCUUCUUUUGAGGGCGCUGUGAGGUUGCGUGUAGCGGUGAUGGACGGAUGGUGGACUGGUAGUGGUAUGAUUCGCAGAGUUCGGAGCUUGGUUUGAAGGGCGUACAUAACAGGCUGAUAGUAGGGAGACGGGUUCUGCAGCUGGGCGGCUAGCCUCGAUCCGUGCAGCGGUCUCGUUUAGGCCAGACACGGCAGGCCUGGAGGCGUGGGUCAUAGGUGGCGAGGCUCCUGCCGAAGGGGUCGUGUAGAACGGAUGACAAGAUUUGCAGGACCAUUGCGUGUAGCGGGCGCGCCAGGGGCUUACCGCGCUCUGCCUC